AUGAGCAGAGCCCUGUUGCGAGGGGCCGCGUGCAAUUCCUGCCGCCAUGAGGUUGUCAGGUCAUUCCUUGCCGCCUCCGGCGUUCCGAUGCCUCGAUACACCUUUGCUAUCCGACCUGCCUUCACUUCCAGAGCUUUCUCCGCAGUAGGAACGCUACGGUCUGAUCGUCCCCCUGUCUCGCAACCCCCGGAGAUCAACCCGUCACCAGUGGAAGGGAAUGCUGUGGAGUCAACACCCAGGAGCUCUGCUGCCACGCCGCAUGUUCCUUGGUAUUUACAGGAAGAAGCGCCCGUCGACGAGUCUCGUGCCGUACCUAGUGACCACAUCCCGCAAAUCCCUGAGAACUCUCCCGAAAUGCUUCCGGUGCUCCUCGAAUAUACAUAUAAAGAUCUUGGUCUGGACGAGUUGAAGCUUUUUGAUCUGCGUGGACUUGACAUUCCUGCCGCGCUGGGCGCCAAUACCAUCAUGAUCAUUGGAACGGCACGCAGUGUGAAGCAUCUGAAUGUGUCUGCUGAUCGCCUGUGCCGAUGGCUUCGGAGUAAAUACAAGCUCUCCCCAUAUGCCGACGGUUUGCUAGGUCGCAACGAGUUAAAGAUCAAGCUCCGUCGUAAGGCCAAGCGAGCGCGUGCUGCCGCCAAUGCUGGUAGAAUGGUGGACGAAAAGGAUGACGGCAUCACUACCGGUUGGAUCUGUGUGAAUGCUGGAACAGUGGAUAAGGGAGCCACCGUGACAGAGCUCAGCGAUGCUGGAUUUGAGGGAUUCGGCCAGCUUGACACAGGCACCAAUGUUGUGGUCCAAAUUUUCACCGAAGAGAAGCGAAGUGAGGUUGAUCUGGACGGCCUCUGGCAAGGAACCUUGGAUAGAGCCGAGCGAAAAAGACAGCAGGAUCUUCAAGACAGUACCGAGUCCACCCCAAUCAAAGGCCGUGCACCCAAGAUCGCUGGCUACCCUGGCGGCCAGACGAGAGGAAUCCACACCGUGCGUGACGGCCCGAGCAAAUCUGCCGACUCGAAUAUGACUGCCGUCUUUUCUACCCCGUCAGCCCUAGGGCAAGUUCCUGGAAGUGGAAUGUCCACAGAGGUGCUACUCGAGAUUCUCACUGGGCUGCCUCAUGAAAGUGCCAGGAGUGAGCUUGGAACUGGUCCCGAUGAUUACCAAUCUACUCUUUUUCUGCGACUGCUACAUGGGAGUCUACCAUCCGACAUGUCCCACAAGGACAUCGCGUCAUUGCGCUUGAAGUUGCAAUCUAUAGGAAUCUCACGCCAGCACCCGGCGUACAGCAAGCAAGGCUUAUUUACUUCUUUUACCGACUAUCUCGGCAAUACCUAUGAUUUGAAGGAUGAUCUCGCGUUUGAGGUAGUAUCAGCAUUAUUGACUCCCCAGAAGAUGGAGGGCCAGUUUGGGCAGCCUGUCUCAAUUCUGUCUGAGGCGGACAUUGAGCUGGCUUUGCAAGUUCUUGAGCGCCUCAGUCUCCGCGGUGUCCCGAUCCUUAAUCUGAAAGUAUUCAAUAUGCUAUACCAAGUCGCCGGCACCACGGCUGACCUUCCAUCGAAUCAAGACCACCCACUGGAAUGGACCGAAUCCCAGCGCCAGAUGCUGAGUCGACUGUCCAAAAUUGUGGCCGCUGCCGAUGUCCCUUUCGACGUGGAGCAGGCGCGCCAGCUUAUGGUGACCCAGUUCCAAUGUGAAGACUACGAUGGGUUUUGGCGCCUCUGGCGACAAUUUCCUCUCAAGGGAGUCAGCCGUACUCCGGAGGACUACAGGAGACUGUUCCAGCUACACGCUGAUCUGGGUGAAGAAAAACGAGCGCGCGACUGCAUCUCUGCGUGGGUGCCGAUGAUGGAGCGAGAAGCUAUUCCAGUUCUGCUCCAGGGUUCAGUCGUGACUCCCCUCAUGCACUGUCUCCUCGUCGCAGAUGCAGAUAUCCAGAACCGGGCACAGGAGGGCACCGCGAGUUAUUUCCUGGAUGUUUGGACCCAGUGUCAAGAAGCACUUGUCCAAGGUCCCGGGUAA
Messenger RNA from Penicillium argentinense, 2013 nucleotides. RefSeq names its product RsfS/YbeB/iojap family protein. The transcript has a single exon. The record is from RefSeq and is a predicted model, not a curated record. Gene Ontology annotation, biological process: mRNA stabilization; mitochondrial proton-transporting ATP synthase complex assembly; mitochondrial gene expression. Gene Ontology annotation, cellular component: mitochondrion. NCBI's taxonomy places the organism in Eukaryota, Fungi, Ascomycota, Eurotiomycetes, Eurotiales, Aspergillaceae. Bases 1 to 2013 code for a protein of 670 amino acids.